Molecule: messenger RNA, 948 nt
Organism: Metschnikowia bicuspidata var. bicuspidata NRRL YB-4993
Lineage: Eukaryota; Fungi; Ascomycota; Pichiomycetes; Serinales; Metschnikowiaceae
Exons: 1
Coding region: 1-948 (315 amino acids)
Biological process (GO): retrograde transport, endosome to Golgi; phospholipid translocation
Cellular component (GO): endosome; trans-Golgi network
Source: RefSeq, a predicted model, not a curated record
AUGUUCGAGCAGCUUCUACCCAGUGAUUACCAGCUGGUGUUCCGGCAUCUCCCCGAUAUCCAGCUCGUGACCAACACGCUCAUUUCGCUAGCCCCACUCUACACAUACGGCACGGCGUGCCUCAGCAUCCACCGCAAACGGUCGCUGACCGGGUUCUCGCUCGACAUCUGCGCCACCAUGCUCAUGGCCCUGGUGCUCCGCAUCCUCUACUAUUUCAUCGCGCCGUACGAGCCGUCGUUGCUCCGGCAGUCGCUCGUGAUGGUGUUCAUCCAGUGCGUCUUGCUCAAAGUGUCCUUGAACUAUCGCCACGCGUCCUACGACCCGCAGCUGCUCGAAGAAACGCCGGGCUUGGCGCUGAAAUUGGCCGGGGUGCCCAAGGUGCUGGCGUCGCUGUUCCAGUACACGGACCCCGAGUUCUACCGGCGCGUGGCGGAGUCCGUGGUGCAGUACUUGUGCAUCUGCUUUGCCCACGCCGUGUGUUUUUUCGACGUCCACUACAGACGCCCGUUGCUCUUCUGGCAGUGGGCCGAGCAUGCCCACUACUGGCGGUUUCUCCAGUACUUCACGCUCGUAUUUUCGGUGCUCACGCUCGUGCUCCGCAACAGCGAGUCUUUCGCUUCUGUCAUUGGCAUUUUGGGUCUUUUCAUCGAGGCGCUCCUCCCGCUCCCGCAGAUCCUCAUGCUCCAGCGCCUUCGCACGGUGGAGAACUUCAAGUCCAUUCUCUUGGUGUCGUGGUUGGGCGGCGACUGCAUGAAGCUCUCGUACUUGUUUUUCGGCACCGACAACGUGUCCGUGAUAUUCAUCGUCGCGGGCCUUUUCCAGAUGUCGCUCGAUCUCGUCAUCUUGGGCCAGUUCGUUUAUUUCUACCGGCUCGACCUAGCGAACAAGGCUGCGGCGGGGCUUCCCAUGUAUGACCUAGCGCCUUCUAGCUCGCAGCAUACCGGCUGA